UCCCCAUCGCCGGGUGCUUCACCCACCCAAACCCAGCCGAAUCCACCCUCCUCACGCCUUGCUACUUCCCCUCCAGCUCCCGCAGAAAAAUAAUCCAACUUUUUUAAUCAGAAACCAGCAAGGCCGACGCCUUCGAAUCCAAAUUUUACUAGGACUUCGGCGGCUGCCCCGCUCGCCAACCACCGCCUCCGGCCGCGCCGCCAUGGCGCUGCUCGUGCGCGCGCGGCUGUCCUCGCUCGACGACGACGACGACGACUCGGCCACGGUGUCCUCGCUGUCCUCGGCCCCGUCCUCCCCGCCGCUCUCGCCGCUCCCGGCGUCCCCGCCGCUGCGCGCGCGCGCGGCGGUCCUCGGCGCCCCGCGCGUCGCGGCGCAGCUCUCGUCCGCCGAAGAGGACGCCAGCGAGUCGUUCGACGACGCCACCAGCUCCGGGGAGGACGCCGAGCUGGUGGAGGAGGUCUCCAACGGCUUCUUCUUCACCGUCGCCAGGGUGCCGCCGCCCCCGCCCCCGCCCGAGGACGCCAUCCUGGUCCCAGGCGGCGAGACGGCGGGGGCCGCCGGUGCGCCCGAGAGCGGGGACAAUUUCGGCGCCGCGGAUGUGUCGCUGGAGGAGACCUUCAUGAGCGCCAAGAGCGUCUUGGAAGUGCUCGACGCCAGCGCAAGGAGCAGAUUGGACGGUGCCAUUGCGGAUGGCAAUGGUACGGGCGUCGAAGGUUCGCUAGAUGGGAGCUUCCAGAGUUCCGGGAGUGUCAUCGGUGGGCUGGAUGGUGGAGAGGCUGCUGAAUCAGGUGAUCUGGUGGAUGUUACCGAUGUUCCUGCCCUGAUGGAUGGUAAGCAGGGGGAGCAGGAUGCUGGUGCUGAGGCUGUCAAUGAUGUGGCGCCUGAACCUUUCAUGCCUGUUGCUGGGGUCGAUGACCUGCGUGUUGUGGAUGCUUUGGAGGGGAAGGGCGUGUCUGAUCAUGAGGUUGGUGAAUUGCUUCCAGUUCUCAGUGCUACAGAAGGACAGGAUGCUGGUGUUGGACUUCGCAAUGAUGAUUCUGAUGCAAAAGGUAGUACAUCCAAGUAUGAGGCUGUCCUGGAUGUUGAAGAUGCUAGUCCUGAAUAUGUUGCCACAAGAGAUGCCACAUCUGACAUCGUGGAAGUUCGUGAUAAUGUUGAUGACCCAGAUUCCAUUGCAGAUGGUGGUCAUACUAAAGUAGAUGAGGAAGCUGAUGGUGAUGAUGAAGCUUCCGAUGAUCUUACAUCCAUGCCAGUCUCUGCAAGUGACGAUGCUGUGGAACUUCUUGUGAAAGAAUUGGAGGACAAUGUGCCUGCUUCCAAAGGAACACGCUUUGGUGUGGAUGACUCAGAUGAUGAGAUAAAUGGCGACGCUGAAUAUGAAGAUGAGGUGAAUGGAAAGGAAAUCGAGUUUUUUGAUUAUGCAGCUCUAGUUGAACUUCUAAGGGCCGCAAACAUCUCGAUGGGAGAAGGCAAUGCCAAAGUUUUUCCAGUUGAAUCUUCUGAGCCCAAACAUCUGCCGCCCAAGAUAUCCAGCAUUCCUAGGACAGACAUGGCUUCUACUCCUGUGCUAGAAGUAACUUCCGACCCCGAGCAAGAGAUGACUGAUGAAGAAAAGAAGUUAUACAGAAAGGUGGACAUGGCACGAAUCAAGUACAUGCGUCUAAUUCAUAGAUUGGGGUAUGAUACUAAUCAUCUGGUACCAGUACAAGUGUUGUAUCGGCUUAGUCUUGUUGAAGGUUUCAGGCGCGUAAGGAUGUCAAACCAUUCCUCUGAGCUCGAGAAUGCCUGGAAGAGGGCUUUGCAGCUUGAGGCAGAGGGAAUUGAGGAAGUUGAAUUCUCAUGCAAUGUUUUGGUCCUUGGGAAGACUGGGGUGGGGAAGAGUGCAACAAUAAACUCCAUCUUUGGCGAAGAUAAAUCCAAAACAAAUGCUUUUCUACCAGCAACAUCAUCUGUGAAGGAGAUUACUGGAGUUGUUGAUGGUGUCAGAUUUCGUGUUAUUGACACCCCUGGACUUGGGACUUCGGCCAAGGAUGAAAAAUCAAAUAGGAAAGUGCUCAAUUCUGUUAAGAAGUAUAUGAAGAGAUGCCCUCCUGAUAUUAUUCUGUAUGUCGAUCGGAUUGAUACCCAGCGACAGGAGGCAGAUAGCCUAUUCCCCUUGCGACAUAUUACCAGUGUGCUAGGCCUGUCAAUAUGGUCCAGAGCAAUUAUUACUCUCACUCACUCAGGAGCAGCUCCCCCUGAAGGCCCUAGUGGUUCGGCAAUAAACUAUGGUAUGGUUGUGACUCAUCGAACUCAUGCAAUUCAGCAAAGCAUCCGGCAGGUAACCAAUGAUCCUCGAAUUGAGAAUCCAGUGGCUCUUGUGGAGAACCAUCAUCUCUGUCGGAGGAACACAGAGGGUGAAAAGGUGCUUCCUGAUGGCCUUACUUGGAGGCGUCUGCUCCUCCUCCUAUGCUACUCAAAGAAGAUGAUCGCUGAGAUUGACAAUCUGUCAACCCGCCGUGCUUCUCCUGCAAGUUUAUUAGGUCGCUUUUUUCAAGUGCCUACACUUCCUUACUUCCUAUCAUCUUUGUUGCAAUCUAGAGAGCACCCUAGGAGUUCUAAUGACCAUUAUGUUGGGAGUGUGGACUCAGAUUUUGAUCCAGAUGAAUUGUUGAAUGAGAAUCAAGAGGAUGAGGAAGAUGAUUAUGAUCAUCUUCCUCCCUUUAAGCCACUAAGUAAAGCUCAGGUUGCAAAACUCUCCAAGGAGCAACAGAAGUUGUAUUUUGAUGAAUAUGAUUACCGAACUAAGCUUCUUCAGAAAAAGCAGUUGAAGGAACAGCUCAGAAGAUUUAAGGAAAUGAAGGAGGGCGAUAACAAUGAUGCACCUUCUGAUGAUGAUCAUCCUGAUGAUGAAUUUGAUACAGAUAGAUCUCCGAUGCCAGACUGGGCCUUGCCGUCAUCGUUUGACUCCGAUGAUCCUGUGUACCGUUAUCGGUGCCUUGAGCCUACACCGAACCUUCUGGUGCGUGCUGUUAACAACCCUGAUGUAUGGGAUCAUGAUUGUGGUUUUGAUGGUGUGAGCGUCCAACACAGCCUUGAUGUUGCUAACAAAUAUCCAGCUUCUCUGUGGGUUCAAGUUAACAAGGACAAAAGAGAGUUCACCAUUCAUUUGGAUUCCUCCAUGUCAGUUAAACAUGGAUAUCAUGCCUCGAGCCUUGCAGGCUUUGACAUCCAAACAAUUAUGGACCAGCUUGCUUACACUCUCAGAGGGGAGACCAAAUUCAAGAACUUCAAGAGAAACGUCACUACUGGUGGUUUAUCCAUGACUUUUUUGGGCAAUACCAUGGUGACUGGAGCGAAAUUUGAAGACAAGCUUUCAGUUGGUAACAGGUUAACACUGCUAGCUAACACUGGUGCUGUGUCCAUGUGUGGUGAUGCCGCAUAUGGGGUGAAUAUGGAGGCAACUCUGCGUGAAAAAAGUUAUCCUGUAGGUCAAGGGCUUGCAACUUUGGGUGCAUCCUUAGUAAGGUGGCGUAAAGAGUGGACCAUGGCUACACACUUGGAUUCCCAGUUCUCUGUUGGGAGGACUUCAAACAUGGCAGUUCGUGUUGAUGUAAACAACAAACUAACUGGACGGGUGAGCAUCAAGGCCAACACUUCAGAACAGCUGAAGAUUGCCCUUUUAGCUAUCUGUUCCGCGACAAUGUAUCUGUGGAACAAGAUGCAUCCUGGUGCCGAUCCUAAUGCUUAGUAGCACUGAACUCCCAAGAUCCAACCAUUCAGAGGUUGGCUAGUCCACCAUUUUCCUACCAGCUCGUGAUUAAAGAAGGGGAGGUGGCUGCAAACUCUGGGAAUUUGCUAGGAAUGGAAGUUGAGCCAUCACUUUCUGUCAAGAAUCAAGAUAAGUGUAGCUGUGCUACCGUUUCCUUUAUUUUAAGUUAAGUGCGCAGUUGGUGGCCAACUUCAUGAGCGACUCAACUUUUUUGUUUUGUCAAAAAUUGUAACUAGUAACACAGCUGAUAAAUUGUAAUAUAUAUAUAAUGUAUAUAUAAAAAAGUUA
This is a messenger RNA of Panicum hallii, 4039 nucleotides long. Its product is annotated as translocase of chloroplast 159, chloroplastic-like. Gene Ontology annotation, biological process: protein targeting to chloroplast. Gene Ontology annotation, molecular function: GTPase activity; GTP binding. Bases 203 to 3730 code for a protein of 1175 amino acids. The record is from RefSeq and is a predicted model, not a curated record. Lineage: Eukaryota; Viridiplantae; Streptophyta; Magnoliopsida; Poales; Poaceae. The transcript has 2 exons. Gene Ontology annotation, cellular component: chloroplast outer membrane.